Molecule: messenger RNA, 1677 nt
Organism: Phyllotreta striolata
Lineage: Eukaryota; Metazoa; Arthropoda; Insecta; Coleoptera; Chrysomelidae
Source: the annotation of a GenBank genome assembly
GAGUCGAGUGUUGUGUUGACAUUCGUCAUUCAAUUCACGAUAACAGUUUGUUUCCUUGUUUGUUAAUUCGAAACGGUAAUUCCACCGAACCUAUUUCAACCAAAAAUAGAAAGGCCGAGAAUUCAUUAAUUUAGUGCAGUCGAACAAGUAUGGCUCCCGUCGAUGCAAAUACCGUUUCCAUUGAACCAGAGAUGAGAAAUUUAACUCUAUCAGGUCAUGUCGGCUUUGAUUCCUUGCCAGAUCAAUUGGUCUCCAAGAGUGUGCAAAGUGGAUUUAUUUUCAAUAUAAUGUGCAUAGGCGAAACGGGAUUGGGGAAAUCCACGCUGAUGGAUUCCCUUUUCAACACCAACUUCGAAUCAAGCCCAAGUCCACACUCUUUGCCUUCAGUGAAACUGAAAGCUCACACUUACGAGUUGCAGGAAAGCAACGUCAGGCUAAAGUUAACGAUAGUCGAUACGGUGGGUUACGGCGAUCAAAUCAACAAAGAGAACAGCUUCAAAGCCAUCGUCGACUACAUAGACGCCCAGUUCGAGAACUACCUGCAAGAAGAGUUGAAGAUUAAGAGAUCUUUAUCGACGUUCCACGACACCCGCAUCCACGUGUGUCUCUAUUUCAUAUGCCCGACCGGCCACGGUCUCAAAUCCAUCGAUUUAGUUUGCAUGAAACAACUCGACCAGAAAGUAAACAUCAUUCCGAUCAUCGCCAAGGCCGAUACCAUAUCGAAGACGGAAUUGCAGAAAUUCAAAUCGAAAAUCAUCGCCGAAUUACAAAACAACGGCGUGUCGAUCUACGAGUUCCCCGUCGACGAUGAAUCCGUCUCCGAGAUUAAUUCCACGAUGAAUUCGCACGUUCCGUUCGCGGUCAUCGGCAGCACCGAUUUCAUCAGAGUGGGCAACAAAAUGGUCAGGGCCAGGCAAUACCCUUGGGGCACCGUUCAAGUCGAAAACGAAUCUCACUGCGAUUUCGUGAAGCUGCGCGAGAUGCUGAUCAGAACGAACAUGGAGGAUAUGCGCGAGAAGACGCACAGCAGACACUACGAGCUCUACAGGAAGAAGAGGCUGGAGGAGAUGGGUUUGAGCGACGUGGACGAGGACAACAAGCCGGUGAGCUUCCAGAAGACGUUCGAGGCCAAAAGAUCCACGCACUUGCAGGAGUUGCAGCACAAGGAGGACGAAAUGCGGCAGAUGUUCGUGGUGAGGGUGAAGGAGAAGGAGUCGGAGCUCAAAGACGCGGAAAAGGAGUUGCACGCGAAGUUCGAUAAAUUGAAGAAGGAUCACACGGAGGAGAAGAAGAAAAUCGAGGAUUCUCGCAAGAAACUCGAAGAUGAAAUCGUCGAGUUCAAUAGAAGGAAAGCUCAAUACCAGCAGAUGAGUCAAAGCCAUCAUACUCUCACUCUUGGCAAAAGGCUGCAUAAUAAAUUUUUAUGAAGAACAUGCCAUUUAUAUGGAAUAAAUAGAAAAAUUAAGGUCGUAGUGCCAUGUACGUCCAUAACAUUGCAGUUUAAAUUGUAGAUUUUAAUUGUAUGUAUUUUAUACGUUUCGUUUAUUUUAAGUAUGUUCACCAAAGCGUAUUUAACCGAUACGGUAAUUAAGAAUUAUAUUUAUUGUGCAUAAUAUUAAGUAUUGAACGAUGUAUUAUUUUUAAAAAAAUGUUUGUGUCUCAUACGUAUUUAAGAGC